Messenger RNA from Raphanus sativus (radish), 1628 nucleotides. RefSeq names its product F-box protein At3g60790. Lineage: Eukaryota; Viridiplantae; Streptophyta; Magnoliopsida; Brassicales; Brassicaceae. The record is from RefSeq and is a predicted model, not a curated record. The transcript is spliced from 4 exons. Gene Ontology annotation, molecular function: protein binding. The coding region runs from base 125 to 1540 and encodes 471 amino acids.
UAGUAUCUUUCUCAUGAUCUUCAUAAACAGCACAAACAUCUCCCUUUAUCAUUUUCAUCUCAACGUCAAGUGCAUUCUAUCUCUUAUCUGUCACUCUACUUUCUUUCAUCUUCUUUGAAUAGCCAUGACGACGCGAUCAUCAUCGUCGUCAUCUAGAAAGCUCCAGUAUCCUAUCGAUGACCAUGAUUCGAUCAGCAAACUCCCAGACGAGUUAUUGCAAAAGAUUGUCUCAGAAUUGUCGACCGAAGAAGCUGUAAGAACAAGUCUUUUAUCGUCACGUUGGGUGGAUGUGUGGAAAGGGAUGUCUCAUCUUGUCCUCGACAUGAGAAAGGUCUUGGGAAAAACCCCAAUUAAAUAUUUGCACAAUGUUUCUUUAUGGUUGGCUAGAUCAAUGACUAAGGCUAUAGAGAAUCACCGUGGCCACCUAGAGAGUUGCAUUAUUCACUAUGACGUAUUCCAGUGUAAGGAUGCUGCGCUCCGAAGAUGGAUCCACACAGUGACUCGUUUGAAACACACAAAAAGUCUCACAGUUAUAAACUAUGUCCCUGGUUAUAGAAGGGGGUACAAUUACAAAGCAGAUAGUUAUCUCCACUUGGUCCCAGUUACAUUCUCACAUCAUAGCCUCACUUCACUGUCACUUUGUGGAUUCUACCUAAUAAACCCAGAUGCAUUCAGCAAUUGCAAGAAUCUUAAGACCCUUAAGCUUUUAAACAUGACCAUGUUAGAGGCUAGUGUCCUUAGCGAAGUUUUAGCAGCUUGCACCUCCCUCGAGGUGAUUGUGUUGCAAGUCGAUUUCAUUACCCAAUAUGUUGCGUUGAAGAUUGAGAACAAUAACUUGAAGUUCUUGCAAGUGACUUUCCCUUACGAGAUUGAUAGGAUCGAAGUGUAUGCAACUUGUCUAGACGUGCUCGACAUCAGGGUUAUCAAAGGUAAGAGAGAGGACUUCAUCCUCGCUGCUCCCAACAUCCAGGUUAACAAAAAUGCUUGGGUGAGUGAUCAUGGUAUCCAUAAGCCUCACCUCUUCUAUAACGUAUCACCAUAUCUCGCUCAGGAGGAAAAAGACAUUUGGCAUGAGCUUUUGGUGAGUGACUUUCAUGAUAUGAGUCGGGAUGGGUCUUUAUCAGUGAGUGUAGAUAUAACUGAUCCGAAAGAAGUGGAGAUACUGAAGGAAGUUUUGCUUAUGUGGGCUACUAACAAGAUGAUAGAGCUUGAGAUCUUUUUCAAGAACAAGAAAGCUCCUAGAGAUGAAGGUGAGUGUUCUACUAACAACAGAGCACAUAAAAAUUUGUUGGAGGAUGCAAAACCGUUCCCUGACGCUGCUUUCCGCGUUUAUAACGUGCGGUUGUAUAAUUUCGACGGUUCGAAUGAGGAAGAGUUUGCGUUCGCUUCCCGUUUGGUGACGCAAGAGACGGUGGUUAGGAAGAUGAUGAUCGAGACUUCUUCAUUUCCUCCGGCGAAGAAGUUAAAGGUAGAAGCAGCUGUGGACAAGUUGAUGGAACUUCCUAAAGGUUACGAACGUCUUCGUAUUGAAUGCUUCUGAUGAUGAAACUUCUAUUUUACUAGCCUUUUUAUUUAUUACUUUGAGGAUUCUAUGGUUUUAAAAUUUGGAUAAUUACUGUGUUUUCCGU